Molecule: messenger RNA, 2031 nt
Organism: Motacilla alba alba
Lineage: Eukaryota; Metazoa; Chordata; Aves; Passeriformes; Motacillidae
Gene: NIT1
Product: nitrilase 1
Exons: 7
Coding region: 236-1129 (297 amino acids)
Molecular function (GO): hydrolase activity, acting on carbon-nitrogen (but not peptide) bonds, in linear amides
Source: RefSeq, a predicted model, not a curated record
GCCUGAGGGGGGACUUUGGCCGCGCAGCCGCCGGCGGGGAAUUUUGGGGUGUCCCCUCCCCAGGCUGAGGGUGGCCCCCCGGGCCCUGCUGUGCUGCCCCCCGAGAGCCUCGAGAGCCCCCCAGAGCUCCAGCGCGGCGGGCAGCCACGGCAGCGUUCCCAGAGCUCGUGGUGUCCCCAGGCCCAUCGGUGUCCCCCUGUCCCUCACGGUGUCCCCUCCCCGCAGCCCCGCGGCCAUGGCAGCGCCCCCAGACCCCUCGGUGUCCCCCGGCCCCCCGGGCGGGCUGGUGGCGGUGGCCCAGGUGACAAGCACGGGGGACAAGGAGCACAACUGGCGGCAGUGCUCGGCGCUGGUGCGGCGCGCGGCGGCCGCGGGGGCCCGGGCCGUGUUCCUGCCCGAGGGCUUCGACUUCAUCGGGGACAGUCCCCAGCACAGCCUGGCGCUGGCAGAGCCGCUGCACGGGGACAUCGUGGGACGCUACCGCCAGCUGGCCAGGGAGUGUGACGUGUGGCUCUCCCUCGGGGGCUUCCACGAGCGUGGCCCGGACUGGGACAGCACCGGGCGGAUCUACAACAGCCACCUGCUGCUGGACAGCUCGGGCGCGCUGGUGGCCGCGUACCGCAAGCUGCACCUGUUUGACGCGGCGCUGCCGGGGGCGCCGGCGCUGUGCGAGAGCUCCUUCACCAACCCCGGCCGGGAGCUGCUGCCCCCCGUCGACACCCCCGUGGGCAAGCUGGGGCUGGCCGUGUGCUAUGACCUGCGUUUCCCGGAGCUGGCCCAGGCCCUGCGCGGGGCCGGUGCCCAGAUCCUGACCUUCCCCUCGGCCUUCACCGUGCCCACCGGAGCCGCGCACUGGGAGGUGCUGCUGCGUGCCCGUGCCAUCGAGUGCCAGUGCUACGUGGUGGCCGCGGCUCAGACCGGCCGGCACAACGCCAGCCGCGCGUCCUUCGGCCACUCGCUGGUGGCCGACCCCUGGGGCGCCGUGGUGGCCCAGUGCCACGAGGGGCCGGGGCUGUGCCUGGCCCAGCUCGACCUGGCCUACCUGGAGCAGGUGCGCAGGGACCUGCCCGUGCACGGCCACCGCCGUGGGGACAUCUACGGGACUCUGCCGGGGACACCGGGGACGUGACGGCGCCACAGCGGGGCCAGAUCCGAUGGGAACUGGCAGCGGGUUUGCUUCGCUGUCCCCAGAACGGGAUGGCACGACGUGUCCCCCUUUUCUUUGGGGGGUCCCAAACCUGCAGCAAUUCAGCUCCAAAUCAGUCCCAAAUCUGCAUUAAUUCAGCCCCAAAUAUUCCCCCAAAUCUGCAACAAAUUCAGCCCUAAAUCAGCCCCAAUCUGCCUUUUUUGUCCCCAAAAUGGAAUGGCACAAUGUGUCAAUGUGUCCCCCCUUUCUGUUUGGGGGGUCCCAAUCAGCCCCAAAUCUCCAUCAACUCAGCCCUAAAUCAGCCCCAAAUCUGCAUAAAUUCAGCCCAAAAUCUUCCCCCAAAUCAGCCCCAAAUCUGCAUCAAUUCACCCCUAAAUCUACCCCAAAAUCAGCCCCAAAUCUGGCCAAAUUCACCCCAAAAUCUGCAUCAAUUCAACCCCAAAUCUGGCCAAAUUCACCCCAAAAUCUGCAUAAAUUCACCCCCAAAUCUGCCCCAAUUCACCCCCAAAUCUGCCCCAAAUCAGCCCAAAUUUGCCCUGAAUCAGCACUUUUGUCCCCAAAAGGGAUUUCUGCUUUUUGGGGGGUUCCCCCUUUUUUUAGGGCUUCUGGAGGGGGAGGAAUUUCUUUCUAUUAAAAUUUGAAAAAUAUCAAAAUCCCAGGAAAUGACCCCAAAGCGUGGAGGAACUUUGGGAUGGGAUUGGGGACAACCCUGAACCCCCCAAGUGCUGGGUGGGAAUGGGGGAAAAAACAAGGAAAACGGGAAAAAAACUCCAUCCCUGUCGGGUUUUGGGGGAAAAUGGGAAUUUUUUGGGGGAAAACCAGGGAUUUUGGGGAGGAAAAUGGGAAUUUUGGGGGAAAUUGCCAUUUGGUUUUCGUUGUUGUUU